Molecule: messenger RNA, 2234 nt
Organism: Annulohypoxylon maeteangense
Lineage: Eukaryota; Fungi; Ascomycota; Sordariomycetes; Xylariales; Hypoxylaceae
Product: kinase-like protein
Exons: 2
Coding region: 209-2167 (652 amino acids)
Biological process (GO): MAPK cascade; protein phosphorylation; cellular hyperosmotic response
Molecular function (GO): MAP kinase kinase activity; ATP binding
Source: RefSeq, a predicted model, not a curated record
CCGCCAACUACCAACUACCAACUGCCAAUACCAACAACCAGCCUACUCCGUACCUGCCCGUCCAGUCCAAAUUAUCGCUACCAAUACCAUUACAUCGACUCUUAUUCACCUGGUGACGCAAACAAAGUCUUGCUACUAGCUACUGGUCGGUGAUGAUAGUAGAGGCGCAUUCCUAGAACUCUCCCUUUUAUACGCCAAAACCUCCACCAUGGCUGGCGAACACCACGACCCGGACUCGGUGCCUGCGACACCAGAUGAGCUGAUAGAUAGGGAUGCUCUAGGUACCCCCGGGUCUCCCGGUUCAGCCGAUUCCUCAGAAGCCACAACACCGAUCGAUACACCAGGCGAAAGCCCUUCCGAACUGCCCAGAAGAAUGCCUUCCUUACGCUCUGUAUCUGAUCCACAAAACCCGGGUCACCCGAUGACAGCCUCAUCUACACAUAUAGGAGUCUUGUCUAACGCUAGACGCCCUCCCGCCACAGGUGCACAGGUGUCUAGCGGUCGUCUCCCCGAAGAUAUCAAUGCCAAGAUGCGAGCUUUCCACCUCUCGCGCCAAGGAAGUUCUGCUCUAACUUCGCCACAAGGUACUCCACCUUCUGGACCUUCGGCAGGUGGCCCUGUCAUGGGUGGUUUGCCUAGACAUCUUCAGAUGCCUGGAGCUCCCCAGAGGCCCGGUGCACCUUCAUUUCCCAAAUCAGCCCCCGUUGUACCUUCGGUGCCCCCUGGAGUUGGUGGUUUAGCAAACAAGCGGCGAUUCGGCCUAAAACUUGGGGACAUGGGUGGAGGAGCUCCGCCUCCUUCACCCGGAUCUGGCGUUUCUGGUGGGGGUCCUCCAAUGAUGCCCAUCCAGAAUGGGGGCACCCAUAUGUCACAAAUGAAGCAAUUCGAGGAGUAUAUCGAUUCUGAAAAAGGGUACCUGACAUUUAAGGGCAAAGCGAUCAUUACCAAUAAAGGUGUCGAUUUCUCGGAUGGGUCCGUCUUUAGGAUAUCGCUUGAUGAGGUUGAGAAGCUGGAUGAGCUAGGAAAAGGUAAUUAUGGCACCGUCUACAAGGUGAGACAUAUGAAGCCGCGAUUCCCACGUUUCGGCCCGGGCCUUUCCGGGUUCAAAGCGACAUCUUUGGCGAAUCUGCCGACAGUCCCGCAAGAGAAGGCAGAGGCCGAAACCAAAACUGGCUCCACUACCGGAACGGUCAUGGCCAUGAAGGAAAUUCGCCUCGAACUAGACGAAGCAAAAUUGACGACGAUUUUGAAGGAAUUGGUAAUCUUGCACGAGUGCGCAUCUCCGUACAUCAUCGAGUUCUACGGAGCUUUCUUUCAGGAGAGCGCGGUGUAUAUGUGUCUCGAAUACAUGGAUGGUGGAUCAAUCGAUAAGCUCUACUCCGGAGGUAUUCCAGAGAAUGUGCUCCGCAAGAUCACAUAUUGUACCGUGAUGGGUCUCAAAGAGCUGAAGGAUAAGCAUAACAUCAUCCAUCGCGAUGUCAAGCCCACGAACAUUCUCAUAAAUACUCGAGGUCAAGUCAAGAUUUGCGAUUUUGGUGUGAGUGGUAACCUCGUGGCGAGUAUUGCCAAGACCAACAUUGGAUGCCAGAGCUACAUGGCCCCUGAACGAAUUUCGGGUGGAGCUUUCAUGCAGGCUGGUGCAGGAGAUGGCACAUAUAGCGUCCAGAGCGACAUAUGGAGCUUAGGUCUGACAAUCAUCGAAUGUGGUAUGGGGAAAUACCCCUACCCCCCAGAGGUGUCCUCGACAAUAUUCAGUCAACUCAGCGCUAUCGUCGAAGGAGACCCACCCGAUUUGCCUGACAAGUAUUCUGAAGCUGCGCGCACAUUCGUGCAUGGAUGCCUCAACAAGGUACCCAAAUUGCGGCCAACGUACCAGGCUCUGCUGGCCUCGGAAUGGCUUAAGGACCUAACAAAACCAGAGACUAUCACGGAGGAAGACGAGGAGGCAGCAGAGAACGAGGCCAGCGCGGAAGCGGUUGCUGGGGCAGCUGGAAAGUUGGAUCUCAGUCAUUCGAGCACGGAAGACUCGGAGGUUUCUUUAUGGGUCAAGGAUGUGCUCGAGAAGAAGGAGAGUGGGCAGUAUGGAGAGACGGAGGGGCAGCCAGCGCUUCAUCAUGCUCCUUUAGAUGCCGUGAGCCCGUUGGCUAGCCCGCGAAUUGGGAAAUAGAGAUGGAGGAAACCUUUCCGACGAUAAUACACAUUAGACAAGGACAAGAAAAGAAAAGAGAGGGGAA